Ruditapes philippinarum (Manila clam) is the source of this 1035-nucleotide messenger RNA. RefSeq lists its product as uncharacterized. Lineage: Eukaryota; Metazoa; Mollusca; Bivalvia; Venerida; Veneridae. The record is from RefSeq and is a predicted model, not a curated record. Bases 1 to 1035 code for a protein of 344 amino acids. The transcript is spliced from 2 exons.
AUGGAAAGCGCAGAGAGUCGCACAAGAACAACUAACAGGAAAGAUUCUAUACCUAAUCAGCAUAUUUUUAUACACGCGCACCGAAUAGACCGGCAAGGAAGUCAUUAUACCGGACGAGCAUUGCACAAGAAAAAAGUGGCGUGUUACUGUGAUGAAAUACAGUAUGGGAGAACUGUAGAAAAAGUAGACGAAAGUUCCAGAGCAAAACGCGUGCAUUAUAUACCACAUCAUGGAGUUGAAAAGAAUUCCACAACAACGCCCAUACGAAUAGUCUAUGACUGUAGUUGCCGCCAAUCAGAAAGAAGUCCAAGUUUAAACGACUGCCUUGAAUCCACACCUCCAGAGCUGAAUGAUCUAACCACCCUUCUGUUAAGAUUUCGGCUUGGUAGAUAUGCAGUAUCAACUGACAUAGAGAAAGCCUUUCUACAUGUCGGUCUACACGAAGAUGAUAGAGAUGUUACCAGAUUUCUAUGGUUAUCUGACCCUACAGAUCCCAAAAGCCAGCUUGUGACAUACAGAUUUCGAGUUGUUCUUUUUGGAGCCACAUGUUCCCAAUUUAUUCUCAAUGCUACAUUACUAAAACACAUGACCCUGAAUGCAAGUAACCCUGCCGCUAAUAUAAUUACCAGAGACCUGUAUGUCGACAAUGUAAUUUCAAGUUUUCAACAAGAACAGGAUCUUCUUACCUAUUUCCGGUACGCACGUGCUCUCAUGUCCGAAGCACGAUUCAAUCUGCGAUCGUGGACUUCAAACUCCAGUAAAUUAUGUGAACUCGCAGUAGCUGAAAAAAGUCUGGACAAGGAUAAAGUUGUCAAGGUAUUAGGAAUGUUAUGGGACCCGGAUAAUGACGAGAUGUCGUUUGUACAGCGCACGAUAGUAAACUCUGAGAGAACAACCAAACGUUUUAUUCUCAAACAGACUUCAAAAUUAUAUGACCCCCUGGGAUUGCUUAGCCCAGUAACUGUACGCGCCAAAUUACUAGUUCAAGACCUAUGGAAGAAGAAAUUUGAUUGGGACACACCACUUCCCGGUUGA